Messenger RNA from Danio aesculapii, 3804 nucleotides. RefSeq names its product gastrula zinc finger protein XlCGF8.2DB-like. Gene Ontology annotation, biological process: regulation of transcription by RNA polymerase II. Lineage: Eukaryota; Metazoa; Chordata; Actinopteri; Cypriniformes; Danionidae. The transcript has a single exon. Gene Ontology annotation, molecular function: RNA polymerase II transcription regulatory region sequence-specific DNA binding; DNA-binding transcription factor activity, RNA polymerase II-specific. The record is from RefSeq and is a predicted model, not a curated record. Gene Ontology annotation, cellular component: nucleus. Bases 140 to 1096 code for a protein of 318 amino acids.
AGAAGAGGAACACAAUGUCAAAAUUGAGGAAAAAGUUCAUUUAAAGACUGAUGGUAUUUUAAAAGUGAGAGACAAGAGUUGUUUUACCUGCACACGGUGUGCCAAGAGUUUCAGCCAUUCAUCACACCUUACUAAACACAUGAUGAUCCACACUGGAGAAAAACCAUUCACAUGCCCUCAGUGUGGGAAGAGUUUCAGCCAAUCAUCAUACCUUACUAAACACAUGAUGAUCCACACUGGAGAAAAACCAUUCACAUGCCCUCAGUGUGGGAAGAGAUUCAGCAAAUCAUCAUCGCUUUAUAGACACAUGAAUAUCCACACCGGAGAAAAACCAUUCACUUGCACUCAGUGUGGGAAGAGUUUCAGCCAAUCAUCAAUCCUUAAUCAACACAUGAAUAUCCACACUGGAGGGAAACCAUUCACAUGCACUCAGUGUGGGAAGAGUUUCAACCAAUCAUCAAACCUUAAUCACCACAUGAGGAUCCACACUGGCGAGAAACCAUUCACAUGCCCUCAGUGUGGGAAGAGUUUCAUCAAAUCAUCAUCGCUUUAUAGACACAUGAAUAUCCACACCGGAGAAAAACCAUUCACAUGCCCUCAGUGUGGAAAGAGUUUCAACCAAUCAUCAUACCUUAAUAAACACAUGAGGAUCCACACUGGAGAGAAACCAUUCACAUGCCCUCAGUGUGGGAAGAGUUUCAACCAAUCAUCAAACCUUAAUCACCACAUGAUGAUCCACACUGGAGAGAAACCAUUCACAUGCCCUCAGUGUGGGAAGAGUUUCAGCCAAUCAUCAUCGCUUUACAGACACAUGGAGAUCCACACCGGAGAAAAACCAUUCGCAUGCCCUCAGUGUGGAAAGAGUUUCAACCAAUCAUCAUACCUUAAUAAACACAUUAGGAUCCACACUAGAGAGAGAUCAUUCACAUGCACUCAGUGUGGGAAGAGUUUCAUCCACUCAUCCCACCUUAAUAGACACAUGAAGAUCCACACUGGUGUGAGAGAGUAUAUGUGCUUGGAGUGUGAGAAGACUUUUAUUACAGCUGCAGAAUUUAAACGGCACCAGAGGAUUCACAUUGGAGAAAAACCGUACUAGUGUUCACUCAGCAGUAAGAGGUUUACUCACUCAGGAACCUUGAAAACACAUAAGUGGAUUAACACUGGAGAGAAACUGUAGACAUGAUCAGUGUUUACAGAGUUUCACUCAUUCGGGGCAGCUUAAGAAAGACAUGGGAUGGUUUCUGGUAUGGCGUCGACACGUGUAGCAGCAUAGAAAGAGCGCUCCCAUACACACUGGUAUUAAUCCUCCUUUUUACAUUAUAUAUGAUAACCUAAACCAUAUUUAAAUAACAUGGAGGGGGACAAAAACAAAAAGGCUCGGACAAAACAACCAUUAAAACUUGAAAAAAACGAGAUCUCAACAGAAGCAAGUUAGAGAAUUGGAGGAGAACAUUGCUGAGAUGAAAGAAAUGCUCGAUCAAUCCAUCCAAAUUCAGAAAACUUACAAGAGAAACCGUUAGAUCGAGAAACACGCUCCCGUAGAAAUAAUAUUCAGAUCUUUGGAACCCCGGAAGGAAGUGAAUGGAAUAAUAUCCAAGACUUGGUGGAAACGAUUUUCAUCACUUGACAAAUUGGACCUUAAAAUCCAACGUGUCACCGGGCACUCGGACCAAAACCACCCACUGACGCCACCCUAGAUCAGUGGUGGUAUUCUUCCUGGAAUACAAAAUGUAGGACCUGGUCCUCUGCUCUGCAUGAAGAAAGUAAUACACUGGAAUGAAAAAAGAAUUUUCUUUGACCAAGACUACCCACCUGAGAUCCAACAGAAAAGAUGGGCGUUCGCUCCGAUAAGAAAAAUUCUGAAAGAAAAGAGGAUUAAGUUCCAAACACCACCGCCGGCGAAACUUAGAAUCUUUCUGGAAAACAGGCCCGUCAUGUACAAUUCGAUGACGGAGGCAUCAAGAGAUCUGAAAGAAUAAGGACUGAUAAACAGCAAAGAAGAAACUAUUAUAGGAAUCUCUGAGAAAGUGAAACAAAGACCUUGGCAAAAGGUUGGAGUGACAUCGAAGAAAAGUAAGGAAAAAAAUUUCAAAGGGACAACACUAGCUCCGUUUGAAAGAAGGGUAAAACCUGACAGAUCCUAACAAAGAACUCUGAGAGCCUGGUAAAACUUCUUGACUUGAUCCACCGAUGAUGGACAUUUAAAUCAUUUGAAGGAAGAAUAGUAUUUAACCGAACUGACCAACGACACAAGAUGAACGAUUGAAGCACACCAAGACUCAUUGAGUAUUUGAGUAACAUACUGGUAGGAAGACAAAGGGAUUCUAAUUUAUACACUUAAAAUCUCUUGCUAUAAUUAGAAAGUAGAAAAAUUUAACUUGAAAACCUUGUCAGAAAUACAAGAAUAUAAUAUUGCCAGAUAUGGGGUUUGUUAAAGGAAGGAUCAGAAAAGACUACUGAUGGACUAUGUCAGAACAUGGAUCAGUGCAUCAUGGAUCAGUUUCUUCCCCCAUUUCACAAGUGUAAGUACGUGCGAUUAAAAUUGUUGCCUCGUUUACUCUAGCUUGCAUUUAGUUGUGUUUUGUUACUUGUAACCGCGUGUGCUGUAUCAGGUUCUCUUUGUAUUCUCAUAUCACGUGUAAAGCCACGUUGAAAACGUGACGCAUGCCGAUUUGUUUACUGAUCGUCAGCUGUUCCUACACACGUGCAAAGGUCAAGUUUCAAAAUAGUUCACCUCAGGUUCGAGGUGAGGUGUCUAAAUUGCACCCAGCAAGCUGAACUGGAGCUUAAGGCGAAUGGUGAUCACACCGGCCUCAACCCGAAAGUGCAUUCUCUGUUUUUGAAUGUUUUGGUGUUGUGUUCUCUGAGGAGAAGUGUAAUGUGUGUGUGUGUGUGUUGUGUCCUCCGAGGAGGAGGGUUGUGUGUGUGUGUGUGUGUGUGUGUGUGUGUGUGUGAAAAGAGCAGGUAGAGUGUGACGGGCUAGGAGAUCUCCUCCCCAGUUCUUGGAGUUUUUGCUCAAUAAAAUAGUUAGUCGUCAGUAUUUUCAAGUCCAUCGUCUGUGUUUACAUUCACCCACUGAAAGCCAAAAUUGACGCCUUACACUAUGAAGCGUGUAUGCACUGUGACUACUUUUAUAUUGUUGAUUAGAUGCUGGACAUUUCUUUCUGUCUCGCGCUGAAGGCUGUCACUGUCGACCAAUCGCAGCAGGCUGACAUCGGUCCAAUCAGCGCAGAUUAGCUUCACGCUAAGGAGGGGUUUUGGAACAAAUGAAUCGCUGAACGAAUCAUAUGGGAGUCGCUGGGAUAAUUAGGUAAAAAUAAAUGCAGAUUAUAAGACCAUGAAAGUGUUUUUUGACCUUGCAUGCAUAUUAGACUGUUGUUGGAGACCCUUACAACCAAAAUAUGACCCUAUUUCAUUCGAUUUAAGGUUUUCUUUUCCUCAUAUAAUAAUGGUUGUAAAUGAGGAGUAAUGACAUUAAUCUCAAAUAAAAUCAACUUCAAACUAAUUUCUAAGAUUACUGAAGUAGAAUGACGAUAUAACCUAAUUAAAGGAACUAUCUACCAAGACGAAGUUACAUUAGUCAAUAUAAAUAGACCACCUGAAAAAGACAAAGCAUUUCUCAAAAAAUAUUUACUAUUAUAGCCAAGGAGGCGUCAGGUACGUUGAUCUGUGGGGGAGACUGGAAUGUACAACUUCAGCCUGAAUUGGACUCAUCUUCUAAUAAGCAAAUCAGUCAAGAAACUAGACAAAUAAGAUAUAUGAUGAAAGAAUUAGGCUUAAUAGAUGUAUGGAGAGACAUAUACC